UCUAAAGUGCCCAGUCAGCCCUUGCAAUUCAGAUUCUACCCAAAUGCCGAGGACCGGAUCAUGGCGCCCCGAACCCUCCUCCUGCUGCUCUCGGCGGCCGUGGCCCUGACCGAGACCUGGGCGGGCUCCCACUCCUUGAGAUAUUUCCAGACCGCUGUGUCCCGGCCCGGCCGCCGGGAGCCCCACUUCUUCGCCGUGGGCUACGUGGACGACAUGCAGUUCGAGCGGUUUGACAACGACGCGGCAACUCCGAGAACCGAGCCGCGGACGCCUUGGAUGGAGCAGGAGGGGCCGGAGUAUUGGGACCUGCAGACUCGGACCCUCAAGGCCCGCGCGCAGACAAACCAAGUGUGCCUGCGGAACCUGCGCGGCUACUACAACCAGAGCGAGGCGGGGUCUCACACCUACCAGAGGAUGUAUGGCUGCGACCUGGGGCCUGAUGGGCGCCUCCUCCGCGGGUAUGACAAGCGCGCCUACGACGGCAAGGAUUACCUCGCCCUGAACGAGGACCUGCGCUCCUGGACCGCGGCGGACAGGGCGGCUCAGGUCACCCAGCGCAAGUUCGAGGCGGCCCAUGAGGCGGAGAAGAUGAAAGCUUACCUGGAGGGCACGUGCGUGGAGUCGCUCCGCAGAUACCUGGAGAACGGGAAGGAAAGGCUGCAGCGUGCAGACCCCCCAAAGACACACGUGACCCACCACCCCAUCUCUGACCAAGAGGCCACCCUGAGGUGCUGGGCCCUGGGCUUCUACCCUGCGGAGAUCACACUGACCUGGCAGCGGGAUGGGGAGGACCAAACUCAAGACACUGAGUUUGUGGAGACUAGGCCUUCAGGGGAUGGAACCUUCCAGAAGUGGGCAGCUGUGGUGGUGCCUUCUGGAGAAGAGCAGAGAUACACGUGCCACGUGCAGCACGAGGGGCUGCCGGAGCCCCACACCCUGAGAUGGGAGCCGUGUUCCCAGCCCACCAUCCGCAUCAUGGGCAUCAUUGCUGGCCUGGCUGUCCUAGGAGCUGUGGUCACUGGAGCUGUGGUUGCUGCUGUGAUGUGGAGGAGGUUGAGUUCAGGCAGUGACAGUGCCUAGGGCUCUGAUGUGUCUCUCACGGCUUGUAAAGCCUGGCACAGCUGCCUUGUGUGGGACUGAGAUACAGGAUUUCUUCACGCCUCCUUUUUGUGACUUGAAGAGCCUCUGGCAUCUCUUCUGCAAAGGCAUCUGAAUGUGUCUGCAUCCCUGUUAGCAUAAUGUGAGGAGGUGGAGAGGCAGCCCACCCUAUGUCCACCAUGACCCCUGUCCCCAUACUCAUCUAUGUUCCCUCCCCAGUCAUCCUUCGUUUUCCAGAUAGAUGGGGCUUGGUGUCUUCCUCUCUGUCUCAACUUCAUGGUACACUGAGCUGCAAACACUUACUUCCCUACUGAAAAUAAGUAUCUGAAUAUAAAUGUGUUUUCUCAAAUAUUUUAAGGUUGAUGGGUUAAUUAAAUAACUCAAUUCCUAAAAUUCGAGAAAGGAAAUAAAGACCUGAGAACCUUCCAGAAUU
Messenger RNA from Saimiri boliviensis boliviensis (Bolivian squirrel monkey), 1531 nucleotides. Its product is annotated as patr class I histocompatibility antigen, A-126 alpha chain-like. Gene Ontology annotation, molecular function: peptide antigen binding; signaling receptor binding. Gene Ontology annotation, biological process: positive regulation of T cell mediated cytotoxicity; antigen processing and presentation of endogenous peptide antigen via MHC class Ib; antigen processing and presentation of endogenous peptide antigen via MHC class I via ER pathway, TAP-independent. Lineage: Eukaryota; Metazoa; Chordata; Mammalia; Primates; Cebidae. Gene Ontology annotation, cellular component: external side of plasma membrane. The record is from RefSeq and is a predicted model, not a curated record.